Molecule: messenger RNA, 4100 nt
Organism: Brienomyrus brachyistius
Lineage: Eukaryota; Metazoa; Chordata; Actinopteri; Osteoglossiformes; Mormyridae
Gene: rin2a
Product: Ras and Rab interactor 2a
Exons: 12
Coding region: 228-2732 (834 amino acids)
Biological process (GO): signal transduction; vesicle-mediated transport
Cellular component (GO): endocytic vesicle; cytosol
Molecular function (GO): guanyl-nucleotide exchange factor activity; small GTPase binding
Source: RefSeq, a predicted model, not a curated record
UCUUCUUCCCUGCGGUUUGUUGUGGCCGGUGCCAGUCGCAUGUGCCGUGGGGCUGCGGGGGACAUCGGCAGCCGCGGAGGGAUUCAUUUUACAGCAUUACACUUUUAAAAAGUCUUAAUUGCUUAUGUACGCGUCCUUGUAGCAUUUAAGCACGGAAAACUGCGGAGGAUCUACGCUGAAAGGCAGCAGCACUGUCACAAAAGGGGUUCACCUGUAACCAGGCAGAAAUGCAAAUGGAAAACGAGGAGCAGAGCUGUCCUGGAGAGCCCAACAUAAUGGAUAUGAGAGGAAGCUUCUUCAAGCUGAUUCACGCCUUUGCCUCAGAAAUCGGGGAGCUGAACGGCGAGAUGGUGCCGGCGGCGUCACGCGCGGACACAGAGCCGUCCGAAGGGGUCCUGCAGUGGCUGGAGGGACAGAUGACUGGUGUCUACGUUCAGUCCCCCACCUUUGCAGACCCGACCACACCCAGGGAUUCUGGCUACGACUCCCUGCAGAGACACAUGAGCGUCUUGGAUAGGCUGAAGCAGACGCACUCGGUGUGGCUGCUUCUCGGCCUCGGUGACGAGGAGGCUGUCCGCAUUCUGCAGUCGCAGCCUCCUGGGGUUUUCCUGGUGAGGAAAUCGGCGAAGCUGAAGAGGAAGGUGAUCUCCCUGCGCAUGGACAGCUUUUCAGAUGUCGCCGUGCGAGACUUCCCCGUGAAGGAGACCCAGUACACCUUUUGCCUGGAGGGCUCUGGGAUCGGGUUCCCUGAUCUUUUCCGCAUGGUGGCCUUCUACUGUAUCAGCAGGGAUGUCUUGCCCUUCACCCUGGAACUCCCGAAGGCCAUUGCGUCUGCCAGAACCAGGACAAACCUGGAGGACAUAGCCCAGCUUGGGGCAGAAUUCUGGGAUUCUGCUCUCUGUGGGAUCAAGGGAGCCGGCUUGGACCAGACGGGACAAACAGCUGAGGAAGGCUGCCCUCCAGCCACGUGGAUCCGUGUGCCCUCCCACUCCAGUGAGGCUCUUUGUUUCAUCAACACCUUAUUCUUACAGGAGUCUCAGCCCCAGAAGGACCCCGUUAGACCCCCAUCCCCAAAAACAGCACCUCUGAGCUCGUCUUUACGCUGCCCGGAAUCAGCUCAGGGCAAAAGGAGAAUGCCGGAGAAGGCAUAUUGGAUCAACCCGGAGUCAAACCUGCCGGGAACCAGGGCCCUGGAUGACCAGACUGAGAUGGAGAAGAAAAUAUUUCUUUAUCUCAGCCGGAUUUCAGGGUACUCCACUCCCCUAGAAGAGGACAUCGCUGCCCUCACAUGUGAACAGUAUGAUGAGGCGGCGACAGCUCCGAGGGAGAGAGUAGACUCGGACAACCGGAUAAGCUACAUGAGCACCUCCACAUUGUCUUCGGACUCAUUGGAUUUGGUCACCUGCCGCCGCCUGGUCCGAGGAAUGACUGACAGCAGCGUGGAAGAAGAGGAGGAGGAAGAGGAAGGGCUGGAAGAUGAGGGAGAGGUGGUGGAGCUUGAAGAUGAAUACAACAUCAGCACGGAGAGUGACCCAGAGGUUAGCAUCCGCCCCCCCAACAGGGUCCGGAAGAGGUCAAGCGUGAGCUCGGUGAAGCUGUCGCAGGCGCUGAGGAGACCGAUCCACAGGAUGAUGGACAGUCUGGUGAUUCCCGAACGUCGGGCCAUCAGGCAGGUGCAACGCCUUGUGCAUGACAAGACCUCCUACUUUGGCUGCCUGGUGCAAGACUUCAUCAGCUACAUCAGGGAGAACCACAGCUGCCACAAUUCUGGCCAGGAUCUGCUGCAGACUCUGCGCCAGUUCCUGACCCAGACCAAGAGCUACCUGUUCCAGAGCUCAGAGCUGAAUCCACCAAUACACUCUAUCAUCCCAGAGCACCAAAUCGACCAGGUGCUGGAGAAGGCCAUGCAGAAGUGCGUUCUGAAACCUCUGAAGAGCACGCUGGAGAGCGCCCUGCGGGACUUCCAGAAGGAGAGCGGCGAGUGGCAGCGGCUGGAAGGGAACAUGGCCCGGAGAAUGUCCCCCCAGGAGCUCGGUGUGGAAAACGGCUGCGUCCCCGACCCCGGGACCAUCGAGAAGAUACGGCAGAAGUUCCAGACCAUGCAUAAGAUGUAUUCUCCUGAGAAGAAGGUGGAUGUGGUACUGCAGGUGUGCAGCCUCGUCUAUAGCACCAUGGAGAGAACCUCAGGAGCUGAUGACUUCCUGCCCAUUCUGACCUUUACCCUGGCACAGUGUAACAUGCCAGAUUUGGACAUAGAGAUCCAGUACAUGAUGGAACUGCUGGAUUCCUGUCAGUUGAAUGGAGAAGGUGGGUACUACCUGACCAGCAUCUAUGGAGCUAUGUCUCUGAUCAAGAACCUACAAGAGGAGCAGGAGACUCAGUCGCUCAUCUCCCAGACCCGCAGCACGCUGCGGCAGUGGCACCGUCGGCUGACAGCCCAGCGCAGCACGCCCUCCAUCGAAGACCUACAGAAUUACCUGCGGGUGUCGUACCUGGAUGCCAACAGCACCUACACAACCAAGACGCUUCCAGUGGCCCCCUGUUCCACCACUGGUGACGUGUGCCGGCUGUGUGCGGAGAAGUUCCAGAUCACGGGCCCAGACAGCCACGGCCUCUUCCUGGUGAUCAGGGAAGACUGGCAGAAACUGACCCCUGACAGCAUCCCACAGAGUAUCAAGGCUGACAUCCACAGCCAGGGUUUGGCCUUCAGCUUCGUCUACCGCCAUGUGUGACCGCCUCGCUGAGCCUACCAGCGCUCUUCCACUCGUGGCAGCAGUCGACUGUCCUGCAUUGGACUCGUCUCACCACUGAAUUGAGAGAUUAAAUUAAUUAUGCUGACCGCAAAGGAUUCUGGGAAGAAUCCCAGAAUCCCGCCCCUGGUGAAACAGAACACCAUGACCGCCUGUCACUGAUGCUCCUAACCGGGUCAGGGUCGUGUUGGGCUGCUCUGCACCUCGACUGCUGGUGCUCUUACUAUGGGUAUGGUGGGUGUGUGCCCCACCCCCUAUGUGCAUAUAACAACAAAACUAUUGACAAGCAAGAUUUCUCUUGUCAAGGACUAUUUGAGAUGUCAGAAGUUAUAAGGUCAGCUCAUGAAGAAGCAUCUGUGCCCUUGUAUAGCUAUACCAUUCUCCAGCUUCUCUGUAUUAAUAGACAUUCCGACAAAUGAAGAGUCCCCUUUUCUACUUUUUAUAAAAUACAAAUUUUAUACAUAUGUAAAUAUCAUGAAUUACGUAGAAAAUAUAUUUUUUGUUUAGUAAACAUUUAGAUUUUUUUUUGUUACAGUUGCUGGUAAACUGACUCAUAGAUGCAUUCUGGGUAAAAGUUUUUGAGUUACUAGAAUGUGUUUUCUUUUUUCCUGCUUACGGCACUGGCGAGGAGCGGAAAGCAGAGCUGAACAUUCAGCUUCAUGCUUGGGCCUGAAGCCCCUAGCUGAAGCACUGCAACAAGCUGUGCCUCUGCGUGGCUGUUUUGGCCACUACGAAAGUCAAUGUAGCCGAUUGCCGAUUGUGACCCUUUCGGUUCUCUGGCCCAUGAUUAAUCUUGAUGACUGAUCCCUGAUUAAAUCUCUAUUCGAGACGACUGAGUGGCCACUAGCCUGACAACAAGUCGAUGUACUCAUUCAGGGAAGUCCAUUUUUAGAGUAUUUAUUUACGACUAUGUGGUGCUGUGAUCCACCAUACUCAUAAAUACUCUAACAAGGAAGUAAAACACUUAGUCUUAGAAACUAAAUUCACAGUAUUUAUCACCAGGCUAUUAUUAUUUUCCAGUUGGAACAGGGUAUCCCUCAUUUUGCCUUAGAUUACUUUAUAGUGAAGAUGGUCAUGUUGGCAGCACUUUUUUAUGAUAUAUAGUAUUCAGAACACUAAUUAUAGUGCAACUUGAUUAUCGAAGAGUGUUUGCCUGUAGCAUCUGUUUGUAUUGUAUACAUACGAUGUAAAAAUGAUUUUAACAUGGAAAUUAAAAAAAACUGUUGUUGAUCUGUGCAGGAAUUUUCACAGACCAAUAUGUAAUAUUCUGUUUAAAUCUUAUUGUUGGUUGUAUCGUAAUGCAUCUGUUAUUUUUAACUUGCCCAAAAUAAACAGCAUAAACAAAAUAAA